AUGAGCAACGAUCUUAGCAAGAGGGAAGCUAGUCUUCGGCCUGUAACGAUGAUGCCCCCAAGUGUUCCUCCCUCCUUCGAAGUUCCGUAUAGGAGCCAGCCAUUAAGAUCGUAUACAGGAGUCCCACAAAUGGCAGCUGCUAAUACUACAUCUACGGAUCCAUUUGCCAACAACGAUAAUCCUUAUGGCGAUGAAGAGGUCGACAUUACAGAUGUAGUGAACUAUAACAGAGAAAACCAACCACCAUUACCACCGACCAGACAGCAGCAACUAGGAAAGCCUCCUGCCGCCCCCACAAAUGCAAAUCUACGUAGAAGAGCUGCCUCCGAUUUCCCUGAUUCAUCACCACAACCGACAUCAUCACCACCACCUAGUAGAAACAAUAGUCGCUACCGAAACAACCUCACACCACAACAAUUCCAGGCUCAAUAUAUACAACGGGUUAGAUCUCGUCGUCAAGACCGCCCGCUUCCUCCAACACCCGAAUCCGCGCGAGGAUCUACGCCAAUGACACAAAGUAGCAACUCGACUCUAGUAAAUGACAUUGGUGGUACUGCAUCUGAUCCUGCUACUACCGGUACAUCAGCACCACAGCAGCAGCUACUGCAAUCAUCACCACAAAUGAACGCAACAGCAUCUUUCUUACGAGUGCCAAGUCUAACAGGUGCAUUCCAGUAUCGUAACAUGGCACAAUCGAUGGUCGAUUAUCAUUAUUAUAGAAAGGGUGGAAGUAGUAUACAUUCUGAAAAUCAGUUUAUACAGAGCUUUACGCAGAGUAUUGCAAAGACUUCAUUCAAUUCGAGAAUGUCGGAAAAGAAUAGGAGGAAUUAUUGGAGGUUUGGGAAGGAAAAGAUCUUAUUCUUGUGUGUCAAUGCAUUGUUUACGCUGGCAGGAGCAUGCAUAUUCGUCCUAACAAUGUUUAGUUGGUCGGACGCCAACUGGUAUGGCCCACUAGCCCGCAUAGCACAACCAGAUGUGCUAGCCUUCUCAACAGCACUAGGCAUCCUCAUUCUCGGAAUGGGUCUAAUAGGAUUUAUCGGUGCCUUCUCACACAACAAGACCAUGGUUGGAUUUUAUACACUGGUGACAGUCCCGACUUUUAUAUUCAUAUUGGUCAACCUGUAUGUCAGUUUCAAGUGGAUUAAUGAUCCAAGAUGGGAGACAGAUUUCGCUAUGAGGUAUACGACAGAGUAUUCCAAUUCGACGAGGUUGCUGAUACAGGAUAAGUUCUCAUGUUGUGGAUUCUACGCAGCCGCAGAUGAAUCAGUAGUAUAUGAUGGCAUACGAUGUGUGCAAGGUGCUCAGUUGACUCUAGAUCCAACACUAGGCCCCAACCAAUUCUCAGACAAUGUAUUGAGUCUGCCAUGCUAUCAGCCCUUUAACGAUUUCUGCCAUGCAUAUCUCCACUUUGUAUACAUUGUAUGUAUCGGCAUGCUCCCGUUAAAUCUUGCUGCUUUUAUAGCGGGUAUCUUGGCUACAAACCAUAUCUAUGAUUAG
Messenger RNA from Synchytrium microbalum, 1497 nucleotides. RefSeq lists its product as uncharacterized. The record is from RefSeq and is a predicted model, not a curated record. Lineage: Eukaryota; Fungi; Chytridiomycota; Chytridiomycetes; Synchytriales; Synchytriaceae. The coding region runs from base 1 to 1497 and encodes 498 amino acids. The transcript is spliced from 3 exons. Gene Ontology annotation, cellular component: membrane.